AAAUGUUCCAGCCUGCUCCGGGAGACCCUGGUGUGACCGCCAGGAUGGAGCUGGGCCCAGCAACCCAGACUUUUGUGUUGGAGCUUCGAUGUCUUGAGGAUGGGGGUCCAGGGCCUGACACCCUCUCAGGUGGCAGUGGUGGGAAUGAAAGCCAGGAGGAAGAAGAGGUUCAGGAGGGGAGCGGCCAUCCUCAGCAGCCAGUGCUUGCAGCCUCAGUGGGGGCCUGUUACUAUAUUGAGCCAGAGCAGGAGGAGCCACAGGACUUGCGAGUGCCCAAAUUAAAGCAGCAGCCAGAGCCAGAACAGCAGCCUGAGCACAGGCAGCUGCAAGAGCAGCAGCCUCAGCAUCAACGGUUAGGAUCCCAGCCAGAAUUGCAACAGCAGCAAGAUGGGCAACAGCAGCUGUCUCCGUCGCAGCAAGAACAACAGGAAAACCGGUCUAUGCAGCAUCAGCAGCCAGAACCACAGCUGCAGGUGGUGCAGUUGGGGAGACUUGAAGAAGAGCAACCUUUGUUGCUGCAGCCACAUCAGACAAUGCAGCUACCAGACCAAGCACAACAGCUGUUGCAACAGCAGCAAAUUCUGCAGCAGCAUCUUUUGCAGCAGCAAGUGCAUGAACCUGCACCACAGCAGCAAGUGCAGGAACAACUGCCAUUACAGCAGCCAGUGGAAGAGCAACAAUCACAGCAGCAGCAGCUUCUCCAACAAGAGCAACUAUUGGAAGAGCAGAGGCAGUUGCUGCUGCGGCAUGUGCGAGAUCAAGUAUUGCAGUUACAGCAAGUGCGAGAGCAACAGUGUUUGCAACAGCAACAGCUGUUGCAGCAGCAGCAGCGGUUGCAAGAGCAACAGGAGCAGUUACAGCAACAGAUGCUCCAACAGCAGCACCUGUUGCAGCAGCAGCAGGGACAGUUGCAACAGCAACACUUGCAACAGCAGAUAUUAUUGCUGCAGCCACACGGACAGCUACAGCAUCAGCUAUUGCUGCAGCAACAGGCAGAGUUGCAGCAACAGCUGUUGCAGCAGCAACAGGCACAAUUGCAACACCAACUAUUGCUGCUGCAGCAGGAACAGUUACAGCAGCAGCAGUUGUUGCAACAGCAGCAGGAACAGCUGCAGCAGCACCAGCAGCUGCAUUCUCCUCCACCACAGCCAGAGGAGGAAGAAGUGGAACUGGAGCUUAUGCCAGUGGAUGUGGGGUCUGAGCAGAAGCUGGAACAGCGGCGGCAGGAGCUGGAGAGGCAGCAAGAGCUGGAGAGGCUGCAGGAACAGCAGCAGCUGCAGCUAAAAAUGCAGGAGCAGCUGCAUCAACUGGAGCAGCACCUGGAGCAGCAGCAGCAGCUGGAGCAGCAGCUGGAGCAACAGCAGCAGCUGGAACAACAGGAGGUUCACUUGGAGCUGACACCGGUGGAGCUAGACCCCCAGCAGCAGGAGCUGCAGCUGCAGCUGACCUCUGUGCAGCCAGAGCUGCAACUGGAGCUGGUACCCGCUCCUGGAGGUGCAGCACCAGCUCCAGCCACCGUCGUGGUGACCCCUCCAGGUUAUGUGGUGCUGCAAGAGCUCAUGGUGCUGCCCGCUGUGGCCACACCCACUGUGGUGGCCAUCCCGGGCCCUGCGGGGAGUGCGGCUCUGACUCCCGCCAGACAGCGGAGGAAGCGGCGAGCCCGGAACAGGCCGACCAUCUGCACGGAGUGUGGCAAGGGUUUCAGCCGCAGCACGGACCUGGUGAGACACCAGGCCACGCAUACUGGGGAGAGGCCGUAUCUCUGCAGUGAGUGCGGAAAGAGCUUCUCCCAACAUUCCAACCUGGUGACCCACCAGCGCAUCCACACGGGCGAGAAGCCCUACGCCUGCACCUACUGCUCCAAGCGCUUCAGCGAGAGCUCAGCGCUCGUCCAGCAUCAGCGCACCCACACGGGAGAGCGGCCCUAUGUCUGCAGCGACUGUGGCAAGCGCUUCAGUGUCUCCUCCAACCUGCUGCGCCACCGUCGCACCCACUCAGGUGAGUGUCCCUACGUGUGCGAGGACUGCGGCGAGCGCUUCAGACACAAGGUGCAGAUCCGCAGGCACGAGCGCCAGCUGCAUGGGGCAGGGCGCUCCAGAGGCCUGGGCCUACUGCGGCCCUCCAGACCUGUGCCCUCAACAAGGAGCCAGCAGAACCCUGCAUCUGGGAAGCACUGAGAGGUGUUAGCACCAUCCACACACACCUGCUCUUAACCCCAGUUUGAGGUCUUUCUGGAUAUCUUUAAUUAUCCUUGGGAAAGGAAGACUUCCAUCUUUUCCCAGACCCCUCCCCCCAAGCACCAAAUUCACAGAUUCACUCUCUUUGCAAAACCAUCUCCAGGUGGGUGAGAGAGACUGCCUAACUUUAUCCUUUCCUGGGAAAAUAGGACUGAGAACUGGCUUGGUGGCAAACCACUCUUGAGGUGUGAUGCAACCAAACACUAACCAGCAAGCGAAAUGUGCAGUGUGUGAGAGAGCUCAGAAUCAAAUGGUUCAUUCUGAAGGCUCAAGGAGAAGCUGGAAAGGGAGGUGCUGAGGAAGAACUCAGCCUACUAAACUGUCUGCCUAGCAGGAAGCCCUGGGUUUCAUCUCCAGCACCAGACAAACCUGGUGUGUGGACGCAUGUAAUCCCAGCACUUGGGAGGUGGAGGCUGAGAGGUUCCAGGUCAUUGUCAGAUACAUAGUGAGUGAGAGGAUAGCCUGGGUUAUACGAGACCCUGCCUCCAAAAACAAAACAAAACAAAUAAACAAACAAAAAAACCAGUCUUCAGGUUGUCACAGUGCAGUGAACUUGGUCAAGGCAGUGAAUUGUCAUGACAUAAAUCUUGAAAGUAUUUGUCAAGAUGAAACGUGGAAGGGUAGGCGUAGUUCUGGUGCAGAUGCCUGGCUUGCGCUCAUAGACAAGGUCACGGUGGCAGUCCGGUCGGUGUGCAAAUAAAAGCCAGAAGUCCUGCUCUGGUUGGAAGGUCAAACCUUCCUUCCCAGGGAGUUCAGACUACAGGCGUUAGAAGCUGAUUUGGGGUCUCUUUUGGAAUGUUGUUCCCAAGCCGUUUGUACGUCUUUGCUGUCCCCUGAUGUAAGAGCCUAUGGCGGAAGCAGAGAUUUCCAAGAGCUUGUAAAGACCUUCAGGCAGCCCCGACCUAGCCUAAGCCACCUAGACCCAAGUGCUCAGCACCAUAUGACCCAGGAACCACAGUCUCCAUGGCCACUCGAUGGGGACGGGUAGCCAGAGGAGCCCCUACCUCCUGGCUGUGGGUAUAGGGAAAAUGUUGGGGACAAGGACUGGGGGGGGUCUCAGAAAGGCUGUAAGCCAUGCUUAUCAAAUCACUUAGGGCAGCGGCUGUCUGAGCAGUACAUGGUGUUGGAAGGUGUGCAAUGUGGAGGAGGUCCCCAGCCACUUCCUGCCUUACUCAACCUUACUGCCCACCAUGGCUACUUGGUUCCUGCCCUUUCUCUGCCCUCCCUGCAACUCCUUUAGUAACACAGCCUGCCAAAUUUUAUACAUGUAUUGGCAAGUGAGAAACAGAACUUGGAAAAUAAAGUGGAUAAUACUGUGCGUCCGGUCUGUGAUGUG
This is a messenger RNA of Arvicanthis niloticus (Nile rat), 3573 nucleotides long. Lineage: Eukaryota; Metazoa; Chordata; Mammalia; Rodentia; Muridae. The record is from RefSeq and is a predicted model, not a curated record.